Molecule: messenger RNA, 2933 nt
Organism: Colius striatus (speckled mousebird)
Lineage: Eukaryota; Metazoa; Chordata; Aves; Coliiformes; Coliidae
Product: signal transducer and activator of transcription 5B
Exons: 19
Coding region: 139-2502 (787 amino acids)
Biological process (GO): defense response; growth hormone receptor signaling pathway via JAK-STAT; cytokine-mediated signaling pathway
Molecular function (GO): DNA-binding transcription factor activity, RNA polymerase II-specific; RNA polymerase II cis-regulatory region sequence-specific DNA binding
Source: RefSeq, a predicted model, not a curated record
CUGCGAAACGGCCGCCCCGGGAGCUGGGCUGUGCUGGCACUGCCUGCCUGGAGCUGCUGCCGGGCUGCCCCGGGGCCGCGACGCCGGAGCCGGAGCCGUGCGUGGGGCAGAGCGGGGCUGCGCCCCAGGUGGUGAGCCAUGGCGGUGUGGAUCCAGGCGCAGCAGCUCCAGGGCGAAGCCCUGCGGCAGAUGCAGGCUCUCUACGGGCAGCACUUUCCCAUCGAGGUGCGGCACUACCUGUCGCAGUGGAUCGAGAGCCAGGCAUGGGACUCCAUCGACCUCGACAACCCCCAGGAGAACGUGAAGGCGACGCAGCUGCUGGAGGGGCUGAUCCAGGAGCUGCAGAAGAAGGCAGAUCACCAAGUGGGUGAAGAUGGCUUCCUGCUGAAGAUCAAGCUGGGGCACUACGCCACGCAGCUGCAGAACACGUACGACCGGUGCCCCAUGGAGCUGGUGCGCUGCAUCCGGCACAUCCUCUACCACGAGCAGCGACUGGUGCGGGAGGCCAACAAUAGCCCCUCGCCGGCUGGCUCCUUGGUGGAUGCCAUGUCCCAGAAGCACCUGCAGAUCAACCAGACCUUCGAGGAGCUGCGGCUCAUCACACAGGACUCGGAGAACGAGCUCAAGAAGCUGCAGCAGACGCAGGAAUACUUCAUCAUCCAGUACCAGGAGAACAUGCGUCUCCAAGCCCAGUUCUCCCAGCUCUCCCAGCUGGGCCCUCAGGAGCGCCUGUCACGGGAGACGACGCUGCAGCAGAAGAAGGCAUCGCUGGAGGCCUGGCUGCACCGGGAGGCCCAGACACUACAGCAGUACCGCGUGGACCUGGCUGAGAAGCACCAGAAGACGCUGCAAGUGCUGCGUAAGCAGCAAACGACCAUCCUGGAUGACGAGCUGAUCCAGUGGAAGCGUCGUCAGCAGCUGGCAGGGAACGGGGGCCCUGCCGAGGGCACCUUGGAUGUGCUGCAGACCUGGUGCGAGAAGCUGGCGGAGAUCAUCUGGCAGAACCGGCAGCAGAUCCGCCGGGCCGAGCACUUGUGCCAACAGCUGCCGAUCCCUGGGCCCGUGGAGGAAAUGCUGUCGGAGCUGAACGGCACCAUCACCGACAUCAUCUCUGCCCUGGUCACCAGCACCUUCAUCAUCGAGAAGCAGCCCCCGCAGGUGCUGAAGACACAGACCAAGUUCGCAGCCACCGUGAGGCUCCUGGUUGGGGGGAAGCUGAACGUGCACAUGAACCCCCCCCAGGUGAAGGCCACCAUCAUCAGCGAGCAGCAAGCCAAGGCCCUGCUGAAGAAUGAGAGCACCCGCAACGAGAGCAGCGGGGAGAUCCUCAACAACUGCUGUGUGAUGGAGUAUCACCAGGCCACGGGCACGCUCAGCGCUCACUUCCGCAACAUGUCCCUGAAGCGCAUCAAGCGCUCAGACCGCCGUGGGGCCGAGUCGGUGACAGAGGAGAAGUUCACCAUCCUCUUCGAGUCACAGUUCAGCGUUGGUGGCAACGAGCUGGUCUUCCAAGUGAAGACGCUGUCCCUGCCUGUGGUGGUAAUCGUGCACGGGAGUCAGGACAACAACGCCACGGCCACUGUGCUCUGGGACAACGCCUUUGCCGAGCCUGGCCGUGUGCCCUUCGCCGUGCCUGACAAGGUGCAGUGGCCGCAGCUCUGCGAGGCGCUCAACAUGAAGUUCAAGGCAGAGGUUCAGAGCAGCCGCGGGCUGACCAAGGAGAACUUGGUGUUCCUGGCGCAGAAGCUCUUCAACAGCACCAGCUCCCAUCUGGAGGACUACAGCAGCACCACGGUGUCCUGGUCCCAGUUCAACAGGGAAAACCUGCCUGGGAGGAAUUACACCUUCUGGCAGUGGUUUGAUGGGGUCAUGGAAGUGCUGAAGAAGCAUCUGAAGCCGCACUGGAAUGACGGGGCCAUCCUGGGCUUCGUCAACAAGCAGCAGGCACACGACCUGCUCAUCAACAAGCCCGAUGGGACCUUCCUCCUGCGCUUCAGCGACUCGGAGAUCGGCGGCAUCACCAUCGCCUGGAAGUUUGACUCCUCUGAGAGGAUGUUCUGGAACCUGAUGCCUUUCACUACCAGGGACUUUUCCAUCCGCUCCUUGGCCGACCGCCUCGGGGACCUCAGUUACCUCAUCUACGUGUUCCCUGACCGGCCCAAGGACGAGGUUUUCUCCAAGUACUACACGCCGGUUCUCUGUGAGUCCACGCCAGCUAAAGCCGUGGAUGGAUACGUGAAGCCACAGAUCAAGCAAGUGGUACCAGAGUUUGUCAACGCAUCAGGCGAUUCAGCCCCCGGAGGGGCCACCUACAUGGACCAGGCUCCCUCGCCCGCUGUCUGCUCCCAGCCCCAUUACAACGUGUACACCCAGAACCCUGACACCGUGCUGGACCCCGAGGGUGACUUCGACCUGGACGACACCAUCGAUGUGGCGAGACACGUGGAGGAGCUGCUGCGCCGUCCCAUGGACAGUCAGUGGAUCCCCCACGCCCAGUCGUGAUGGGAGGGUGGGCGCCUGACCCCCCCUUCCCCCCAGCCCUGUGGGGACUGUGCUGUGUUCGUGUCUCUGUACUGGGGGGGGAGGGGGGGGGGUGGUGGUGGGAAGGGCGCUGCCCUGGAGGUUUUUGCUCUGUGCUGCCCCGAAACGCAGGCUGGCGUCCGGCUCUUGGUGUUUAUGCCCCUUGUAUAAACAGCAGCGGAUUCGUCGCAUGGUUUUUUGCUGUAUGUUCCUUUUAAGAGGCCCAGCUUCGGCUUUUCCGCUUCUGCGAGCACCAGCCCCGCAGCCUCCCCCCCCUCCCCCUUGCUCCCCCCUGCCCCCUCGGGGCUGCUCGGGGCCGGGGCUUCAGCCUCAGGUUUCGCUUUCGCAGUGGUCACUAAGAAUGUACGUGUGUCGCCUUCUUGUUCUGCCCUGUGGCUCUGUCCCCGGGGGAU